Messenger RNA from Pelobates cultripes (western spadefoot toad), 39699 nucleotides. Lineage: Eukaryota; Metazoa; Chordata; Amphibia; Anura; Pelobatidae. The record is from the annotation of a GenBank genome assembly.
GCCCACUCGGUUACGUCAGACUCAAACAACCAGGGCUCGGAGACACGGAUGGGCCAAUGACUGCUCUGGGCGUAUUCGAAAAAGCCUUGCCGCCGAAUGAUUGACAACUAGGGGGCCCCUCCCUCUCAGCCAGCAAAGAAAGAUUAUGAACCGGGGCUGGUGGGCGGGCUCGGAGAGUUGACUGACACAUCCUUCGGCCAAUCGCCUCUCCUCUUCGACUUGCAGGGCCCUGGGAGAAAGCCACCCCCGCCUCGUUGUGUGGCGCGGCCGGCGGGAGAGGUGGGAUCCUUUAGGCAGCAUCCCCCCCCCCUUCCUCACUACAGCCUGCGAGAAUAGAGGCUGCUACCGCAGGUACAACCAGGCCGCGAGCAGCGUUAUCAAUGCCCGUCCGGGCGCGGUGUCCGCAGCGGGCUCGGUGACGGCCGCUUCCCUCUCGUGAGCAUCCCAGCCGCGUCCGGCGCUUUGUCUCCAACCAGGGCGGGUGAGGCGGAGACACGAGUGAAGGAGGAGGGAAAAGGGUAUCGACCCCCCUCCCUUACCUCCAUGGUGGAGGUAUCCGAGGGUACGACGCAGGUAUAGGGGGUAUGUAUGGAGGCUAGGCCGGCUCCCCGGGCGCUCACUGAUAUCAUUAUAUUAUUAUUAUUAUUAUAUAUUAUUAUUACAUUAUAUAUUAUUAUUAUAUGUGGGGAGGCACGUCCCCCCCGCCUGCCUCCCCCUCUCCCUGCCUGCCCAGGGCACGGCGAGCAGCACUGACUGAGGGCUCUGACCAUCACCGGAGGAUAGUCACAUUGAUAUAUUGUUCGGGGCUGAUAACGCGUGGGAGAGCCCAGCUCGCACAAAACAACACAAUGUGAAACGAACGGUUUGGAAAAUGGUGGUUGGUGUCAGCCCAGGAGAUACAUGUAUCUAUUCCAGUGUGAGACUGGGUCUACUACAGCCAGUAAUGCAGGAGGGUCCUCAUGGGGGUCAGUGUACUCUGCCAAGCAUUGGGGACCUACAACAACCAUUUAUUAUAUAUAUAGAUAUCUAUCGAUUUGUUGCUGGGUUAUAUUUGUAAAUAUUGUACAUUGUUCUUGGAGUAUACUAACAACCUUAGGUUGGGCAUAGCAUGGCUAAUGCUGCCAUACUUAUUGGGUGCACCAUUUGGCUAACAUUUCUGAGAUUACCACAAUGUAUCAAUGUAUUACUUGCUGGGCAACCCGGGCUGGAUGCGUGCUGGCUAGUGGCCAUUGGAUACGUGCUGGCAAAAUAUGUCCACUUUAUGGCUGACUUGAUAGUAAACACUUAAGUGUCUGUCUUAAUAUUUUGUGCCUGCACACUCCCAAUAUCAGUGUAGUAUGUAUCAUCAUGCCUCAUCACUAGCAGAAGUGGGUGCAUGCUGGCCAGACUUGCCAUGCCCAUGGUAAAUGCGUUAACCUUUUCUUUUUUUUGUCUGCUGGGUAAUGCUUGUUGUUAUAUUAACUUCUUGCUUGGAAUUUAUCAAUGCACUUCAUUUGCAGUGUUAGUCUGAUAUACAAGUGUGGAGCUCUAAGAUGGCUCAGUGGAAAUCUCAGUAAGUGUUACAGUUGCAACCUUGCUCUUUUUUUACAUAAAAUAUGUGGUUCACUGUACACAAAGUUUUCCAGCAUGCAUGCAACAAGAUAUGUGAAUAUCUCAAGAGAUUGCUUUAUACUACAACAUUAAGUUCAUAAUAUGAAUUCUAACAGAUGCAUUUAGUACAUUGCAAUGGUAUCUUAUAACUCAAUUUUAAAAGCUAAAAGAACAAUCAUUAAUAUUUAUAGUCUGAACAGGUUUCCUGGCUCAAUAAAACCGUUACAUUAAAGUCUGAGAUAAUCUAUAUAGCAUAAAUAUUGAUGUCUGUAUCCCACUUUUGUUUAUGCAAAAUUGACCAACCCAUAUUACGUCUGAGGCUACUUAUUAGUCAGCGUGCCAACAAUUCUCAAGGAGGAAUGAAUUAUGGAUCUAUAUUUUAAAUGUCUUCUCGCGAACGUGAAAAUAGCUAUGGUGUGUGUGUCUAUUGCUACUUUUAAUAUAAAAAAAAAAAUAUAUAUAUAUAUAUAUAUAUAUAUAUAUAUAACAUUACACAAGCAUCACAGGUGCACAAAUAACUGUUGUAUAGCCAAAACUUUAAUGUAUGCUAUUAAAUGUAAACCUCAAUGUGUGCAUGUAUAUUACAAAUACUAGAAUCCUUCAACUGCAAUCUGUGCAGUUGCAUCCAUAGGAUAAUUUUUUUUUUUUUUUUUUCUCUCAAAUGUUUUUCCCUAAAAUAGCACUAGGGUGCCCUUUAUUCUUUUUGUAUACCUGAGUAAUGCACAACAACUAUAACGACAAAUCUUGAUUGCAGAAUAGUGCAACAUGUGCCAUCACGUAACUUCGACUAUGAAGAGGAGGGAAGAAAACCCACAAAACUUUUUACAUCAUCUCCUUUGCUUGGUUUUCUAGGAGUGUAAUCGUAUAAGAAAGUUGAGAAUGCACUACAUAUUCCUAAGAGACAUGCACUGUUUGAGUGAAGAUUUACUCUGUUAAAUAUUGCCGCUUACUUCUGUUUUUUUUUAUUUUAUUUUUUUUUUAUUUUUUUGUACUUAUUUUUUAUUUUUAUCUUUUUUAAAGAAAUCAGAGGAAGUAAGCCUUUAACUGGCUUGGAUAUCUGUGAUCUUUACCAAGUUCCAUUGUCAACUCAAUGAAAGGUAAGUUACAUUGGUGCCUGUUUUUUUUUUUUAUUUUUUUUUUAUUUUUUUUUCUUCUCUCUUCCCAUAUUAGGAUUUACUAUUGAUUUCCUACACUGGUGUUCACCUCACAUUGAUUUAUGACAAUUUAAAACACUGCAAAUAAGAUAUAAGUUAACAUCUUUGCUGUAUAUCUUCCUGUAGAGAGCUCUUUCUCAACCAGGAAGUCCUAAAACCUGAUAUGUUUUGUGAGAGAGAUCUGGUUGGUUAUUUUAUCUCAACAGCUUUCUGGUUGCUCAUGAAGUAAGUAGCAAAAUGGUGAAUAUCUGUUUUCUCUAGAAGAAAUUAAAAUUUCAGUGUAAUCAGAAUUCUGAAGCAACAUCUCAAUGGCAAAGGUUAGGCAAAAUUAGCUUAUUUGGGGGGAAAUUUAAUCUCAAACUUUCCAUUUUGAUGUUUGGAUUUUAUCCACGCUGGUUAACUCGUCUUGGUAUUUUAAUCUAAAAUUUUAAUUUCACAUUGAAUUUCCAGCAAUUCACAUUUUUGUGAAUAACUGAUGUAUCUUCCAAAAGUUACCAAUUUUAAAGGGAACUUGUUAUGGGCAAAACUACUUUUGCUCUUAAAAACAAAAUAAUUUCAUUUAUACAUUGUACUAACUGGUUUGCUAGCAAAUGUAUAGAUUGGGGAAAAAUACCCUAUUUUAAUUUAUUUUUGUUAAAACCAGUGCUCUCCCAGUUCUCAAUCAAUUCUUUGGCAUAUACUUUAUGCUGAAUAAUUGAGGGAGAGCAAAAGAGUCCACCCACAGACAAUCUUUCUGCUCUUCACAUAUGGCAACAGCACACACGCAUCAGUUGCUAUGGAACGGUGUGACAUGACAUUACUCUGUUCAGACAUCUGCGUUGUGGAGGUUUUCCCUGCUUGGGAAUAUGUCCUUAAGAAGGGCACAUUAAAGGACCACUAUAGUGCCAGGAAAACAUACUCGUUUUCCUGGCACUAUAGUGCCCUGAGGGUGCCCCCACCCUCAGGGACCCCCUCCCGCCGGGCUCUGGAGAGAGGAAGGGGUUAAACACUUACCUUUCUCCAGCGCCGGGCGGGAAGCUGUACUCCUCCUCUCCUCCUUGCUCGCGACGUCAUCGGCUGAAUGCGCAUGCGCGGCAGGAGCCGCGCGCGCAUUCAGCCGGUCGCAUAGGAAAGCAUUUACAAUGCUUUCCUAUGGAUGCUUGCGUGCUCUCACUGUGAUUUUCACAGUGAGAAGCAUGCAAGCGCCUCUAGCAGCUGUCAAUGAGACAGCCUCUGGAGGCUGGAUUAACCCUCAGUAUAAACAUAGCAGUUUCUCUGAAACUGCUAUGUUUAUUAAAAAAAAAAGGGGUUAAUCCUAGAGGGACCUGGCACCCAGACCACUUCAUAAAGCUGAAGUGGUUUGGGUGCCUAGAGUGGUCCUUUAAUGAAGAGACCAGAAGAGAAAUGCCUACCAUUGUAUGCAUCAUGCGAUAAAGGGUCAGGUAAGUCAUUGCAUCCUUUAAUACCUUGUGAAAAUAAAGUGUAGGUUAAUUAACAUUUUUCACUCUCUUCUUAAAGGAGCACAAUAGUAUUUGGAAUACUAUUUACAUGUUUGGACCCAACUAAUUUUAAGCAUUAAAACUCUUGCCUUAAUAUUUCUGACGUGCUGGUAUCUUUGCUGUCUUCCCGCCUUUUAUCUGUGAUCAUCAGUUUUGAUCCUCAUUGAGUCCACUGCAUUUUUAUGGGCAGUUUUCAGUGUCUCCAUGCGUAUCUAUAUUCAGAAAAGGCAACAUUUACACUGCUCAGCCUGCAGGGAUAGGCUAUUUGCUUGAGAAGCACUGAAUUAAGCUGUAGUUGUUCUGGUGUCUAUAGUGUCCCUUUAAACCAUCGGAAAGAAGUGCAAUUUUAUGUUGGCCUUUUUGUAUAGAAUACAUUGUUUUUGUACAUUAUCUGAGUUUUAGAUAAGCGAAACAUUGUACGAUAUGGAUUCUCCACAGAGCCAAUUCCUUGCAACUGUCACUGGUGUCGAUGAGGGAUUGACACUUCUUGAUGUUGGUUGCUCCACCCAAUGUCAAGAAGUGUUAAGUGAAGGAAAAAUACUGAGACAAUGAAGUCCCUACUUUUGUUUCAGUAUAGCUUUUGACUUCAGUGAAAUUCCAGUACAUUCAAUCAGUAUUUCAUGGAGUAUAUCUUUUUUUUAUAAAAUACUCAUUUUGUGAUAUUUCUGCUUUAAUUGUUUUUUCUUCCUUUUAAUUCUUGAGUAUUGUCUGUGAUUUCUCCCCAAACUCCACCACUCUUUUUAUUUAUUUUCCUGCCCUCUCUUGCAGGGUAUAGCACUUUUGCUCUGUGCACACUGCCCAGUUGUUUUUUUUUACAUGUUAAAGGACCACUAUAGGCUCCCAGACCACUUCAGCUCAAUGAAGUGGUCUGGGUGCCAGGUCCCUCUCUGGUUAACCCUGCCUGCUGUAAACAUAACCGUUUCAGAGAAACUGCUAUGGUUACAUUAGGGUUAAUCCAGCCUCUAGUGGUUGUCUCAUUGACAGCCGGUAGAGGUGCUUCCGUGAUUUUCAGUGAGAAGAUGCCAGCGAUGACGACCGAAGGAGGAGGAAAGUCCCCAGUGCCGAGGGAGCCGGGCGCUGGAGAAAGGUGAGUGUUUAACCCCUUUCCUCCCCGUAGAGCCUGGCGGGAGUGGGACCCUGAGGGUGGGGGCACUAUAGUGCCAGGAAAACAAGUUUUGUUUUCCUGGCCCUAUAGUGGUCCUUUAAGUGCUUAGGUUUUGGCAAAAAAACUAAACAGAAAAAACCUAAAUACUAGUAAGAAGACACUCUUCACAAUAUGUCUGUGUUCAUCUCUCCACUAAUUGCAUGCUACUUGGGCAAAACAGAAGUUUUGACUCCAAACACACUUUACUAGCUGUAAUCACUUUCCAGAUAUUCAGGCAUGAGGCCUCUGUGGAACCAGAACUGAAGUGUCUAUGCUCCUACCCACCUCCCUAUUUCUAUUGGUUCAGUGCUCUUAUCUAAGUGGCCAUCUUGGUGAAUGGAGGAACAAUGGAUAGGCUGUUCUUACUGUACAGAAAAUCCAGAUGCUUGCUAAGCAUAAAAUUGUGUUGACAGACUAAUGCAGAAACCAAUGCACAGGGUCUUCUGGAGAAGUAUAUUCCCCUAUAGAUUUCCAGAUAAUGUGCUGCAGUGCCCACGCACGCACUGAUCUGCAUUAGUUCCUGAAAAUGAGACUUAUUCAAAUUCCAAAUGGAUUCAUUUGCUAGCAUUCAGCCAUGUCUCGGGCUUCUAAUUGUAUAUAAAACCAUUGCACUGGAGAGCAACAGCCACCCCAACUAUAUUUUAAGAAUAUACUGUAAUAUAUUUGAAGCCAAUGGAUAAGUUGUCAGAAAAUGGAAAUCACAAAACUGUUUGCAUCUAAAGAACAGAACUUCCUGUGCAGUUGAAAGAGAAGGAAAUCCACUGAAAUAUUGGUAGUCACAUGGCACCAAAGCACCCAUUUUGUCUGUUUGAAGUAUUCAUAAAUUAACUUGCAAUAGGUGUGGCAACCUCGUCUGGGGAAAACAAAGGUUUCUUAGCUGUAAUAUGUGAAAGACACAUGAAGCAUGGAAUGGAGAGUAAGUCCUAAUGGAGAUCUAUUUGGAAUGCACAGCUAUGUCUGCCAUAAUUUACGUGUAAGAGAUCUAGUCGGGUUAAAAGAAGCUAAUAAAUACUGUAUCUAUAGAAUAGUGUGACAACUUUUUUUGCUGCUUAAAGGACUACUAUAGUGCCAGGAAAACAAACUUGUUUUUGUGGCACUAUAAGGACAUUAGGUCCCCCCACCCGCUGGGCUGAAGAGGUUAAAACCCUUUCAGCCAAUUACCUUUCUCCAGCGCCGGGCUCCCUCGGUGCUGGGGAACUCCUCCGACGUCUGCGUCGAAUGCGUAUGCGCGGCAAGAGCUGCACGCACAUUCAAACCGCCCAUAGGAAAGAAUUACUCAAUGCUUUCCUAUGGACGUCAACGUCUUCUCGCUGUGAUUAUCACAGUGAGAAUUGUGGAAGCGGCCUCUAGUGGCUAUCAGUGAGACAGCCACUAGAGGCUGGAUUAACCCUCAGUGAAGCAUAGCAGUUUCUCUGAAACGGUUUUCAGCUGCAGGGUUAAAACUAGACGGACCUGGCACCCAGACCAUUUCAUUGAGCUGAAGUGGUCUGGGUGCCCAUAGUGGUCCUUUAAUAACUUAACCCAAGUACUCUGCACAUUUACAGCAAGAGUCUUUGUGCUGAACAACUCGUUGGCCAACCUGUAGUCUUUUAAUCAUGCUAUUAAGCUCUUAAACUGUAUGGUUUGGUUUCAGGUCAGUUGAACAAAGUUGUUUAGUUUACACAAACUAGCACUGCUGCAUUUGUUGGGGCUGUGAAAGUAGAUAUUUAUAUAAAAAGAAUACUGGGUUUUUGUUGGUAUUGCCCCACCCCCUUCACACCGAGAGAAAGGGAUCAGAGUUAACUAACCAUGGCUUUAUGUAAACCUGAUCAACAUUUUUGAUAAGUGGAAAUGGAGCCCAAAACUCUGUUUCAUAACUGCUAAUUUGGACUAAAGUGUGUAUGGUGCUUAGGAUGCCCCUUUAAUCUUUGUUACUUAGGAUGGAUGAUAUGGGUCAUUGAAGAGUUAUAUUCAGAUUGAUCUAUCCCCCAUCCAUAUCUGGAGCUUCUUAAAAUGAUUUAAUGUUCACUCCAUCCUCAUGUUUCCCAAGAAGAUGCUUUGCGCCUCAUGAAGGGUGAAACUUCUUUGCAGGGUAUUGUGAUACACAUUCUUCUACUCUGCAACAUCCCCUCUCUAGCUGAUUGCACAGAUACCUGCACGUUUGUAAAUAGACUCUGCCAUUGUAAUUCAUGGAGAAUUAAUAAAUAUUACCCUUGUGAACAAAUGGGAAUACUCUGUACAGUUAUUCAGUUAAUUGUGCAAGUAACUAAAUUAUUGUGACAAAAUAGCCUGACAUACUGUUGCUUAUAUUCUGGGUGUGCUUCCUUAUCUGAAGUUCUGAAACUGCCCUAGAAUGCAUUUGCGGAUAUGCCUGAUGAUUUCUUAUGAAGUCAUGUUUCAUGAAUACAUAAAAGCUCUUGAUUACCUACUUGAUUUUUGUUUGAGUUGUACUUCCAACCAAGCAGCUUAAAGGUAGCCGAACCUUUAGAACAGGGGGUAAGCCUCGAGAUGAGCUAAAAAUAGGUAUUCACUUAUGUGUGUUCUAAAAUAAUUCUCAGGCUAUAAUACAUGUAAUCUUUAAAAAUAAAUAUAUAUAUAUAAUCUCAUCUCUAUUCUUAAAACAGUGUAGCCAGAUGUGAGCAGAAAAUAUGUAAUUUGUAAGGAAUGUAAUUAUUUGUAAGUUCCUGUGAAUUCAAAAUAAUUUUUUUUUUACAUUUUAAUGAGGUAACUGAAAUAUUUGAAACCAUUUCUCUUAUCAGAUUUGUUGGACAGCACCUUUCCUUUGCGUAUGUUUUAGCCGUGGGAGUCAACAAGGAAGGUUUGAAGAAAGUGAGGCGGGAGGGGGGGGAGGCUCUCAGCCCUGUCCUCCUCCUCCCAGGGGUGCAGCCAAUCGUGUCUUCGGACCCCCGCACCUGGAGAGUGGAUGUGGGUUUGUCAUGAGUCCGGCCGGCUGCUCCCAUGUGAACAGCUUUAAGGUGGAUAAUUGGAAGCAGAACCUGCGUGUGAUUUACCAGUGUUUUGUCUGGAGUGGGACUCCAGAAACUCGAAAAAGGAAGGUAAGUGUAUUUUACAUCAAAAUACCAUUUUGAUUAAUUCAACAUAAUUCUGUACAUUUUUUGUUAAAAACAAGAUAAUCAAAGUAUUAAUGGGUGCAUGCAACUAUAAAUUUCUAAUCUGUGGCUGCAUAUUUUAAAUGCAGGUAACUGUUUCUCAGUCAUGGUAUAAAGGAAAGUAGUGGUUCUGAAGCUAAAACAGGAGUUUAAUGCUUUCAUUGAAUACAAUAAUAUAGAAAACAUAACUUUUUUUUCCUCACAGAACCAAAUACCAUCCACUUGCAAAUAUGACCUAUGUAUCAAAACAGUCACAAACUGCAAAAACAACUUGCACUGUGUAACCAUCCAUUUGUCUUUCUUCCAACAAUGUACAUUUCUCAUAAACACACAUAAUGCCAAUGGGCUACUGCAAGAGGGCAUUUAUUCUAUAGAUCUGUUAUUGCUGAAAAUGUCAUAAGCCCCCGUUCAAAUUGCUGAGCAAAUGACUGGCUGAGAGGAUAGCGCCACUUCCUGGCUUCCCGUUUUGUUUGGAGCUGGAAAUCUAUGGAUUUGAUGAGAGAACCAUGUUAGUAGAAAUUUUCCCCCUCUUUUGCAAUGAAUGUGUCAUCUCUGGCAAAAGGUUUUCUUUUCAGUCUGUUUAACAUUUUAUAAAUGUACGUUAAAGGAACACUGUAGUGCCAGGGAAAACAAAGUUUAAAAGCCCUUUCUGUCACCUGGGUCUGGCGCCAAUAUUCCUUGGCGCUGGCUCGGGUCCGCCUCCGCUCCUCGUCAGAUGUACUCCACAAAGCGAAUUAUUGCAGAUAUUUUUUUAUUUUUUUUUAAAACUGUAAUAAUUAGCUUGGCAGGAUUAAGGGACCUGGGUGCCUAUAGUGUCCCUUUAAUUACUUGCUCAUGGUUCAGUUUAAUACUGAGUUUUAGAAUUGCAAGCUUAAACCACUGUCCAGUCCACAGUAUUUGGAAAGUAGUUAAUCUUUCAAUUCUAAUAAUUUUGUGUGGGUUUUUGGUGGUGGGGGGGUUUACAAUAUGUCCAUAAUCCAGUGGCAAGAUGGUCUGACUGCUGUAGCUGUGCCUGCCUUUAGCAGCCAAAUGUAUGCUCUAAAAGCUCCUCUCUUGAAGACAAUACUAAAAUAAGGCAGUGGGAACAUGCGGUUAUCUUGUAAAGCACUUUAAAAGCUAAAGUGUUUUUAUGGGGUUGUGUGCCCUUUUAAAGUAAUAUGGUGUUUUGGAUGCUUAACUUUAUCAACUAUGCCAUUCCAUCAUUAGUGUGGCUGUAGCUAUGGCACUUGCUGUUUCUGGUUCAGCAGACUGACAGUGCCAGGAUUGCUGGCUAUAGUGAUUCGACAAAAGAAGGAAAACAAUAUGUAAACUAAUGAGGCAUUAUUAGGAUACUAUAUGUACCAACAUCAGCUUGUGUAUUUAGUUGUUAAAAGGCUAAUAUUGAUAACUACAAAACAAUCUCGUAGACUCUGAAAGGCCACUAAAGGAAGAAUGUCAGAGCACAACUUCAAAGGGGCUUACUACAAGAUCCAUACCACCGGUAAGUCUUAAAGCCAGACAUGGGUUACUGUAUGCAAGUAUAGUAAUUGUGGAACAAAGAGUAGGUCAACCUUCUCUAUUCAUUACUACCUAUGACUAGUAUUAAGAAACAAGCAUGGUGCAUAAUCCAAAGUAUAGACCUCAUAGAGACAAUGUGGCAUACACAGGAACUGGCUCGCUUACCUUUUGAAUUUUCUCCUCGCAUCUGCAGCUUGAUGCUAUUGAGCGGUAAAGAAAAUGGGAUGUGAUGCCUGUUUAUUGCUAAAGUGUGUUUUAAUGUUUUUUCAGGCCUAAAAAGGGAAAUGGUUCAAGGGGGCCACUUACCUUACCUGAACAAACAUACCUUUCCUUUGCCAUAGAUUGGCCUGGAUGAGCAUACACAAUGAAGAGGACUUGUGCACAGUUAAAUUAAUACUGUUGUAAACAAAUAGUAAUACGAAAGUCAAUUUGGAAGACUUUCCAAUUCUCUUAUAAUCACUGCUCUAUUUUGUUGUAUACAUGUUUACAACUUGUUUUUCAUUGAUAUUCGAUUUGGUAAAUAUUGCCCGAUGAGCUACAUAGUCCAGGCAGUCUUUGAUAAUAAAAAUGCUUGCAACCAAGCACUAAAUAUAACUGCUUUUGGUGAAGACUGAGAUCCUCAAAGAGCUGGUUCUCUAAAGCUGCAUGUACACACACACAAUUUCCUUUUUUUCUUUCUUUUUUUUUAAUAUUUUUAUUAUAACAGAGGGUUGUUACAGAUAAAGACAACAGUAAUGCCGACAGUUUACAGUACUUGCGAGCAUAUGAAUAUCAAAAUGUACACACUAACUUACAUGUACCAUUAAACAAUGUGUCAUACUUAUGGAAUGCUGUAUUCAUAUUUUAAUGGUGUAGUCUAGGUGUAGUUCAAAAUCUUUAAUUGAUGAGUAAAAAUUGACCCCUGGCAAGAAAGAAUAAGCCGCAUAACAGAUAUUGGCACUAUUUAUUAGAAAAUCCAGGCAAUGCUAUGUGAAGGACAGAUGCACUGAGGUGUGCUUUAGUGGACUUGGUGCACGUGUGCCAGAGUUGUGCAUUACUGUAUACUAAACAAAUGCUUCUUAAGUGAUGGCACCAAAUAACUGGUAGACAACUCCGUGUUGGCAACCGGGAGGACAAGUUCUUCAUGUCAUUUGUGGUCUGAGUGCCAAAUAUGACACAUUUUCAUCAAAAACGGCAGGCCUGUUCAGACUUUACUAUUCAAUCACAGACUUCCCAAUGCAGCUCAAUAAGAAAUCUUUGCAAAGAGGUGCUCUGGGCAAUUGCUUCUUAUUGAGUUCAGUGCAAAUAGGCUAACCAAACCAGGAAGUGACAGGACCUGUUGGCUGCUUGAAAAUCCAGGUCGUGGGUUAACCAGUUUCAUUUAUAAGUGUCAGUUUCUAUUGAAAUCUGCACUAUCCAAAAUGAAAUAAAUAGGACACACUCUUCACACACACAGCUUUUCAGCAAGCUAAAGUGCUUUAGGGUUUUGGAGUGUCUCUUUAACAUUUAAGUUGGGGGCAUGACAAAUCCCAACUGCCAGGUCACGAAUGGCAACUAGAAAUUCCGCCCUGGCGCCCAGUAUUUGUCUGCCCUUUAGAAAACAGCCGUUGCGGGGAACUUUGAAGUCUGCGCACGAGGGAGCACUAAAGUUACUCUCUGCUCCCUCAUGCGUUUAGUGAUACCAGAUCCGAAAUAUGACGUCACUCUGGCCCCGGCAUCACUGCAGAGAGCACGCAGUGGCGAAGAGAGGAACUGCAGAAAAAUUAUAGAGUGCAGCACACUGGACCUCAGGGAAAGAUCAACUCUACUCUCCCAAAGGUAGGGAGGCUGGAUGGACUUCAAAGGGACUCUCCAGUGUCAGGAAAACAAUCCGUUUUCCUGGCACUGCAGGCCCCUUCUCCCUCCCACCACCCAUCCCCGGGUUGCUGAAGGGGUAAAAACCCCUUAAGUGACUUACCGGAGACCCUCGGUGGUUUUGGGUCGCCGCCGCUCCUCCCCUUCAUCAAGUCGGCCGGGGGGGGGACACAACUGAGCACGCUCAUUAGAGUUCUCCAUAGGAAAGCAUUGAAAAUCGAUGCUUUCCUAUGGGGAAUUGAGCGACGCUGGAGGCCCUCACACAGUGUGAGGACGUCCAGCGACGCUCUAGCACAGAAAACCUGCUAUGAAGCAGGAAGUGCCCUCUAGUGGCUGUCUGGUAGACAGCCACUAGAGGAGGCGUUAACCCUGCAAGGUAAAUAUUGCAGUUUAUGAAAACUGCAAUAAUUACAGUUGCAUUGUUAAGGGUAGUGGGAGUUGGCACCCAGACCACUCCAAUGGGCAGAAGUGGUCUGGGUGCCUGGAGUGUCCCUUUAAUAAAAAAAAUGUAAAUGUAAUUUGUUGGUGUGUGUGAGAAAAUGUCUUGGGUACCUUCCCCCUCUAAUCGCAUGAUAAAGGUGUUUUUACUCGCUGUUUUUUUUUUUUUUUUCAUACACAGUGCCAGUUUUGCUGUGGCUGGUACCAUCUCCAUGGCUGAGGUGAUUAAUCUUUGUUCUCCCCUAAGCCAAUGCUUUCCCAUAUAAAAUUAUUGGGAGGAUAUUACUGCAAAACACAGCAGCGUGCCAGUCAGCAUCUCCUCAUAGAGAUGCAUUGAAUUAAUGCAUCUCUAUGAGGAACAUUCAGCACCUCCAUGCACAGCAUGCAGCUCUGAUUUAGGACUCUAAUGGCCAUCUAGGUGACUGUCACUAGAUGUUACUAAACAGCAAUGUAAACUCUGCCUUUUCACACAUUAAGCUGUAGUGGUUCUGGUGACUAGUGUGCCUUUUUAAGAAUUGCAUUUUUCUUGUUGAAAAUGAAACUUUAAUAGUUUCUCUUUUUUUUUUUUUUUUUCCUUGGAUUCCAAGCUCUGAUUUAUGUAGACUCCCCCAUGUGUAAGUCUGGCUGCUCGACAAUAUUUGAACAUUUCUAUAAACAGCAGCAAUAGUGUCAGCGCAUGCACUCUGCAGACCAGUGGUGGCCCAUAGCACGUAAUUCUCCAGAAAUGUACAUAUUUUUCAGAAACAUUACACUUAAAGGGUGGCAAGUAAUAGGCUGAGAACAUCAUUUGAGCCUCUACCUAUCGCUGCUCAGACAAUCAUUGCUUAACACUUGAAGGACUCUACUAUAGUUUAUUGUUCUGGUGCGUAUAAUCAUUCCCUUCAGGCUUUUUGCAGUAAACACUUUUUGAGAAAAGGCAUUUUUUACAUUAGAGCCUAGGGAUACCUUCACUGACCACUUCUCAGAUGGCUACUAGCGGUGCUUUCUGGGGCAGCAGCACUGACACUCAGUGUCUCCACCUUCUGCAUGGUGAAAUUGCAUUCAUUCAAUGCAUCUCUCUGAGGAGAUGCUUAUAUGGCUAAGUCUGUGUUUGGCUUGUGCUGGGUCUGCCACUGAUAUGCCUCCUUGACAAGCUCAGCCAAUCCAAGCAUUGCGAUUUGCUCAGAUCAUCACUUCUGAUGUCAGCCAGUAAUGCAGACUGGGGAGGGGGUGGGGGGGGGAAUGGUGCUAGAUAGUUUUUAAUGCUAUAUGGUCAUGAAUACAUAUUUGUAGUGUUUCUUUAAAGGCUCAGGUGGACUCCAUAAAACAUGUAUUACCAUAGCUGCAUUCCCCCUCUUUGUUUUUCUGAAUGGGACAUUUUAGGAUCUUGAACUAUGACUGUACAUGGGCUUUGCACUUGUACUUUUCUCUUGUAUAACUUGCCUAUUCACUGAUCAUAACCAGCUUUUGACAGAAUUCUAAAAAAAUAAACCCUUGGAUUGGGGGAAGAGUCACAAAGACACCAUCCACAAUACAUGACUAUCAAUAAGCAACAAUGACAACGGCGGCAAUUAAAGCAGCUCUGCAAAAUAGGAAAAGACCAAUGGUGACCUCUCCUUUUAAUGCGCCGCCAUAUACUUCUUUAUUCAACUCCUGAUGCUACCACCUCCCGGAGCGUACAUCAGUGCACUGAGGUUCCUGCGGGAGCCUUGAUGGACAAUAUACUCCGCCAUCCUCAUUGUGGAAUUGAGUUGACUGCAGUAGCUCUGCUUUUUGUCAAUCGUAGGAAAAAUGCACAAGGAAGUAUUUCCUACUUUACUUUGUGCAUCUCCUGACUGAGUUGGAAUUUUAUUAAAAAUGCCAAAACUAUCACUGUGAGUAGUAGGGGCUAUAAUAUAUGGAGCCUCAGUUUGUGUGUGUGUGUGUGUGUGUGUGUGUGUAUAUGUGUGUGUGUGUGUGUGUGUGUGUGUGUGUAUAUGGAGAGAGAGAGAGAGAGAGAGAGUGAGUGUAAAGGGAGCACACUUGGACUUUUUCUUAGUGGGGAAAAAAGUACUUUAAUGUAUCAUCAAAUAAUACAUAUUCUGUGCAAACAAAUCGACGUUUCGACCCUCCUGGGGUCUUUAUCAAGAUCACAGUGAGACAAUAAUACCUAUAACAAUAUAUACAUGUAAGUGAAAUAAAGCUUACCAAUUAGGUGAUCGGACAGCCGGCGGGCUGAAGAACACGGAAGUGAGGAACCCACGUGGGAGCGUGCAUGUGAUGUACGUAGACGUGCAUGUAACCGGGUUGCUAGGCAACCUUACAAACAGUGCAUAUACUUCUGUUACAAACGUGUGUGUGUGUGUGUGUAUAUGUAUAUGUGUGUGUAUAUAUUCAAAUCUCCACACAUUUGGAAGGGAGGUGGGGAAUGAUAUUCCUCUCUAGGGACAGGUACAACAUAGCAUUAGUGUUUUAGUAUUCCUUCAACAGAUGUUUUCAGCCUGGUUGUAGCACAGUUGGUAAAUAGAAAAUAAUUAAAGUGAAACAAAUGGUUUGAGGGUUGGAGCAAUGAACACCUGCUCUAUUAUUAACCCCUGUAUUGCGGUUUGUGAUACAUGAGAUUACAAGGGAGCAGAUUUCUGGAACUCUCUUGGAUAUCAGAGGUCUGUGUGGUUUGGGGGAUUAUUUUACUAUAGGUAUCUGCCCAUUGUCUUGCUGAAGGGUAAAUGGUGAAAUUGUGUAUGUGACUCUUAGAACAGAUCAUGGGGAAUUGUAACGGUUUGAUUAUAAUUUUUAUUUAUAUAGCGCUAUCGGAUUCCGUAGCGCUGUACAACAUGUGAAGUAGAUCUAUGAAUUCAUAUAGUCACUUCAUCCAUACACUGACAUUGUGAUAAAUGCUUUGUCUGGAUUUGUGACACAUUUUCUUGUGCAUUUAUCUUUAUAAUUAAUAAAAAAAAAAAAAAAUAAGCCAUAGAGCUUAUUCCCAUACAGAUACUGGGAAGUGCUGAAUCAGAAGUGCAUUUCUGGUAACUCUCCCCAAAUCAUGCUAAUUCAGAAUAUACUUGGCCUCUUGUGGAUAACCCCAUACUUCAAGUCAAAGUGAAAUGUAUAAAACCUUUGAUGUGAAAAUACAUUCUGAAUAUCUAUGGCCUACUAAUGUUUGAAGUUGUGCGAGUAAUGCUUAAAGAUUAGAAAUGGUAUUGGGGUGAUUUAUUAUUUUAUUUUUUGGACUGGUUAACCAUACCCUGUUUCUCAGGAAUGCUGGGAAAUAGUCACAUUUAUUUACUUUCAAAUGUGCACAAAAUAUAAUUGCACAAUACUGGUUAAACAGUUGUAGUCUGGAAUGUGCCCCUCCCCCACCCCCUUUUCUCCUUUCUACUUGUAAUUUCUGCAACAUAAUGGUAAAACACAUCUCUAUAUCAAUGUAAUUUGUCCUGAGCUUAGGUCUGUGUGUCGUCUUAAUAGCACAUUAGAAACCUUUCACGUUUUGCUGACGCGGGAAUGAAGAGGUUUAAGGUAAUAGAUUUUAGACUGCAUCUUUGAACAGUGCUGCAGAAUUGGCAGCCUUAAUGCUGUAAUGGAAUUGGCCACUGCAGUGGUGCAAUGCAGGAAAUGGCUGUAUUGUGCUUGCUAGUCUCAAACUAUAUAUACAGACAUUGCAACAUCUCUUUUUUACAUUGCAGUUUGUGUACAGUUAGUGAGUCAAACAUCAGGAACCACCCAAUAUCUGUAAAAUCUUGCUCACAGCUUUUGUAAUAGGACUAUUAGUGUACCUAAUGUUAAAUUUUAUACCCAUAAAAUGAAACUAAUAUAGGUAGGUAUUUCAUAGUUUGCAUGGGGGGGGGGGCGCAAUAUGUGUGUAUAUAUAAAUGUGUGUGUAUUCUACUGACAAACUUAAUAACCACUACAUGUUGCCAUUGUUUGUUCUGUCCUGUUUUUGUUUUUCUUGUAAAAUGUUCUUUUACGAUGGUUAUGAAUGUUUGACAUGGUGUUUAUAUAUUUAAUCUUGAAUUUUUAUAUAAACAAUUGCAAUUCUUGUACCAUGAAGGCAAGCAAAUCGUAGAAUACAAUUCAAAUACUAAGAAAAUGGAGGAUACAUUAAAUAGAUAAUUAUGCAUUUGUGUUUCUAGGGAAACUGCAGGGAAAAUAAUCGUCUAUUGCUUGUGGGUUCCAUUUUGUUGGUAUACCUAGGUUGUUUGUCUUCUCAGGUCUUGAAAGGCUAGAAUUUUAAUUUUUCUAAACUCUAAAAAUUUUACUUUUAACUGCAUAAGUCAAACUUCAUAACUUUUUAUCUGAUAAUCAGUUUUUAUGCAUCCACCCAUCGCAGAGUAAGGUCUUUUUUUCUUUCUCUUGGCAAAAUGGUGAGCCCAACUUCUAGCAUUUGGAAACGUUUUCUUCUAAUACUGUGAAAAGCGAUACAAAAUUCUACCAAUACAUUAUUGCAUUACCGUUGUCUCCCUUUCAAUAAGCAGAACUAAACAAGACCUCCUUAACAUGCCUAACUUAGACUUUAUUUUCUUCCCUACAGGCUAAGUCUUGUAUCUGUCACAUGUGUGGUGCACACCUGAAUAGACUUCAUUCUUGCUUAUACUGUGUUUUCUUUGGAUGUUUCACGAAAAAACACAUCCACGAGCACGCAAAGGGUAAAAGACAUAACCUAGGUAAGCUUGCACUUCUCUCCUCGUGUGUGUGUGUGUACACACAGAAUGCAGGUAACUUAAAAGGUCAAAAGUCUGUAAGUUAACUGUUUAAAACCUUCAAAAAGUAAACUUAAAUUGGGUGAAGGAAUGAAGUAAUGGGGGAAUUUUUAUUUUUUUCAAUUUUUUUUUUAUUUUGAUACUGGUGUAUCAAAGAAAAACAAGAUAUGUGCAGGAUAUCUGUAUUAUUGAAUGACUUAUGUCUAAAGUAAUGCACUCGCAAUUCCCAGAGCUACUUCAAACCAGCUCUUGGUAUAUCCGUUUAAUUCUUCCAGGGGUGUGGUGUAUAUUCCUCUUCCCAGUAACUGGAAGCUGCAGCAAAUGAAUAUAAAGAGAACCCAUGAGUAUAUUGCCAAAACUUUUAUGCAAUAUAGGCAGUUAACUCUUUACAUUGGAUCUGUAAGAGCCUUAAAAACAACCGUUGCCUCAAGGUUGGAUCUCUCCUGCUGGUUUAUUUUUAUUUUAUUUUUUUCCCUCCAUGUGUGAUCCUUGGCACAAGCCACAAAAAUGAUCAUAUUUACAAACAUUUGCCAUAAAUAGUAUUGCAAUAUAUUUGUUGUGGAUUCAUUUAAACGUAUACAUAUAUUUGUAUCAAAUACCAAUAUAAACUAAUAUUAAUACAUGUCCAUAAAUUAUGAAAGUACUUGUAACUUUUUUCAACACCCACAACAUAAAGGUUUAUUUGCAUAUAUGCAAUCAUAAAUUGCAAAAAUUAAUCAUUGUGUGUAUAAAAUGAGAAUGAACUUUAUUAAUAAUAAAGCUAACAAUUAUGGAAGCACUAUUUAAAAAAAAAAAGUAAUACUUGCAAUUCUACAUUAAGACUUUUAAGACUGUAGGGCAGAGUGUCUUUAAUUUAAAUACACUUUAAAAAAAAUAAAAAAUAAAAUUUGUGUUAUUUUUUUUGUUAAAAACCAAAAUCCAAAGGCUUCACAGUGUGGUACAAUAGGUAGUAGUUUAUUCAGGAUCAGCAGGACAAAAUCAUAAACGGCGUUUCGGCCUCAAGCCUUAGUAGUAUAUAUGACUAAGGCUUGAGGCUGAAUCGUUGUAUAUGAUUUUGAUCUCCUGAUCUUGAAUAAAUUUCCUGUCUAACCACACUGUUAAGAAUUUUUGGAUUUUGAAUACUCCUCCUAAGGGACUGCAGAUUUCUUCCAUGGUGCUCCAGGUGUGGUAUCGGAAACUAUUUAUUUGGUUCCGAGGGCAACAUUAUGUAUUUUAAAAAAAUUAAAAAAUAUAAAUUUUUUAUUAGAGUAUGAAGUUGUCUAGCGGUACAUAUUGCAUACUGUCUGUUGCAGGGGCAUGUUUGCAUGUAAAUCACAUUACUCGUGAAAAUUCCUUGUGUUUAUAUUUUUUUCCUUUUUUUUUUUUUUUUCUUAAAUAUUUUUUUGGAUUGUUUCUUCGCUCCUGUCCCUCACAUGCUAGACCGUAUGCACAAUGAUUUAAAAAAAAAAAAAAAAAGCCAGCUUAACUUGGUUAUUAAUGUUUGUUGUGGUAUCUAUUGCCUGUCCCUGGAGGCAUUUUCAGAAAAAAGGCAGUGGUUACAUUACUGCCUAGGGACGCCUCCAUUGGCAGUCACUCAAACUGCCACUAGAUGUACUGACAUUCAAUGUCUCUAUGCUUGGAGAUGCUGAACUUUCCCCAUAGAGAUGCAUUGAGUCAGUGAUUAUCUCAGUUAAUCCAAUGCUUUUCAAAAUGCUGCGUUGCUCCAAUCUGCAUCUUCUUAGAGAUGCAUUGAAUCAAUCCAUCUCUGUGGGGAACGUUCAGCGCCUCCAUGCAGAGUUCUCUGAAAAGGAAGUGUUUACAUUAAAAGGCCUGCAGAGACUGUGCCUAGUGUCCCUUUAAGAAUUUCUACUGUCCACUGAGUUAUAUUAUAGGGUAAAUGUGUGGUUCCCCUUUGAAUUAGACACUCCUUAGGACCCCCCCACCCCACCUUUGGGGUCCCCCUCCCUUAGCGCUGAAGGGGUUAAAACCCCUUCAGCUUAACUUAAUCCAGCGCCGGGCUCCCUCUGCGCUGGUGACUUCUCCUCCCCCGCCGACUUCAGCUCCCGAGCUUUCUCAAUGCUUUCCUAUGUACGUUCUGCACGCUGAAUGCGAAUUUCGCAUCCAGCGUUGCAGGUGCGCUUUUAGCGGCUGUCAGGAAGAAAGCCACUAGAGGUUGGCUUAACCCCUAAUGUAAACAUAGCAGUUUCUCUCAAACUGCUAUUUUUACAUGUGAUAGGUGAAAACCUGAGGGACAUUGUACCCAGACCACUUCAUUGAGCUGAAGUGGUCUGGGUGACUAUAGUGUCCCUUUAAUGUAGAAUUCAAAGUAUGUCACUUCUUAUAGUACUUCUGUUUUUAUAAUUGUUUUAUUCCUGUGUAUUAUUUUUUAUCAGCAGGGUGAUAUUGUGGGUUUUUUUUUUUGGUUUUUUUUUUUAUAUGCAUGCGUAUACGGAUAUAAAAAAAACCUUUUGUUGGUGUUGGCAAACUAAUUACAAAUAAUUUUUAUAUUUAUCGUUGAUGUGUAUUAAUUUAUAUUGGUAUUUGAUGCAAUGUUGGAUGUAAACGUUUAAAUGAAUCCAUUUACAGAUUUGUUUAUUAUAAUAAAUUUUCUGACCGUUGUAUACAAUUUGAUUUUUGUAAUAGUGCGUCUUAAAAAAACAACAAAUAACACAAUGUAAUUUUAUUAGCAUUUAGUUAGCGACGUUUAGUAUACAUGCCCUGAUUGUACAUACCAACGUUAAACUUUAAUAGUGUUAUGCAAGUAGAAAAAUUAAAAUCUGGCAAUGUGAUGUAUUUAAAUUAUAAUUUGGUAAAAUUAUGGUUAUUAGGAAAGAUUAUUAUUUUUUAUGCACAGAUCGUAUACAACACACUAUUGAAGAUGUUAAUUGGGCAAAUGAGGUUUGGGAAAUGGACCAAUUAAUACAUUUUUAGAUGGACAGUAGGACCCUUUUUAAGGAAAGCGAGAUCUAGGCUAUGUGUUGAAAGAAGCCAGAUUUAGAGUUUGAAACGUGUAAAGAGGAGGCAGACACAGAACUCCUUGGUAAACUUGAGCGGCAUGCUUUUAUGUGUGGUGAAAAGAAUGUUUUAAGUGUACCCUGGGAAACAUACAUAUGAGAUGUAACAGAACACGUUUGCUUAUAUUGUAGUAGUACUCAUUUAUGUUUUGUCUUCAGCCAUAGACCUAUUGUAUGGGGGUAUAUACUGCUUUAUGUGUCAAGACUACAUAUAUGACAAAGAUAUGGAGCAAGUUGCCAAAGAAGAACAAAGAAAAGCUUGGAAACUGCAAGGUAUGGGUAUUUAUUUUCAAAUGGUAAAAAAAAAUGUGUAUUGCGUAUGUGUAUUGCAUGUAUGUAGUGUAUCUUCCUGUUAACAAUCCUAAACCACUAUUUCCAUUAUGGAAAUGUUCUGUGUAGUGGUUUGUGUGUUUUAUAGAUUAAACACUGGCUAGUGCUUUUAUUUCUUCUGAUAUCCCUUUUUUAAUGCACAUUCAGGGCAAUACAUUUUCCCUAGAAAUGUGUCAUAUAGUAGUCUAGGUAAAAAAAAAAAAAAAAGACUAAAGUCCAUUAAUUUCAAAGUUUGAACCCAUUCUUUCAUGCUGUCCAUCCAAAAGAAAAAGGCAAAAUAACACAGUUGUAGCAAUUUCCAAUUGUGCCACUAAAAGGGAAAACUUUUUUCUUGCCGCCAUGAUGCCAAUCCGAAUUUCUUUUCUUUUUUAAUUUUUUUUUUUUUUUUUUCUUUUGGAUCAACAACCUGUUCACAUACACUGAUCAGCCACAACAUUCAAACCACUGACAGGAGACGUGAAUAACUUUUAUAUCAUUACAAUGGCACAUGCAAAAGAGUGGGACAUAUUAGGCAGCAAGUGAACAGUCAGUUUUUGAAUUUCGUGUGUUGGAAGCAGGAAACAUGGGCAAGCGACAGGAUAGGAGUUACUUUGAUAUGGGCCAAAUAAAGAUGGUUAGAUGACUGGGUCAAAGUAUCUCUCUAAAACCGAAAGUCUCGUGGGGGGGGGUUCCUAUUAUGCAGUUGUUAGUAUAUACCAAAGGUGAUGCAAGGACAACCAUUAAACCACUGUCAGUCAUGGGCGUCAAAGGCUCAUUGAUGCAUGUGGAAAGCGAAGGCUACCCAGUCUGGUUCAAUCACACAAAGGCACUACUAUCGCUCAAAUUGCUGAAAAACAUAAUGCUGGCCAUGAUGGGAAGGUGUCAGAACACACAGUACAUCAGUUUGCUGUGUAUGGGACUGUGCAGCUACAGACCAGUCAGAGUGCUCAUGAUGUCCCAUGUUCAUUGCUGACCGCACCUUCUAUGGGGACAUGAGUGUCAGAACUGGACCAUGGAGCAAUGGAAGAAGGUUGCUUGGUCUGAUGACUCACAUUUUCUUUUAGAUCAGAUGGAUGUCUGGGUGCAGCAGGUUGCACUAUUGGAAGAAGGCAGGCCGGCGGAGUCAGUGGUAUGCUCUGGGAAACCUUGGGUCCUGGCAUUCAAGUGGAUGUUACUUUGCAACAAUCUCUCGGUAGGUGGUACGUGUCAGACAACGUACACCCUUUCUUCAUGGUAAUGCUGUUUGCUAAUGGCAGUAGCCUCUUUUAGUAGGAUAGUGCACCCUGCUACCCUGCAAAAAAAUUCAGGAGUGGUUUGAGGAACGUGACCGUUUAGUGUGUUGCCUUGGUCUCCAAAUUCUCAAGAUCUCAAUCCAAUUGAGCAUCUGUGGGAUGUGCUUGAACAACAAAUUCGAUCCAUGGAACCCCCACCUUGCAGAUAGUAAAGGAUCUGCUGCUAAUGUCUUGGUGCCCGAUACUACGGGACACUUCAAAGGUUUUGUGGAUUCCAUGCCUCAACGCAUCAGAGCUCUUUUGGCAGCAUGAGUGGGAGGUAGUUUUAAUGUUGUGACUGAUCAGUGUACAUAUCAAUUAUAUAAUUGAAUUCACUAUUGACAAAUUAUUUCUAGUUCCACAAAGGAAGCCAAGACUUCUCAUAAAGUAAGAAAAUAGAAAUUAAAAAAAAAAAAAAAUAUAUCUAUAUCUCUCUCUCUAGCAAUCAGGCAUUGUUAUCCAGACGUGCAAUUUUCAGAAAAACUCCAUGAUAUGAGCAACCUCUAUAUCCAUUGAGUGAUACAGAAUCAAGGGUGCAUAUGUCCCAUUUAAUGAAGAUAUACAAGAUGAACCUGAGCACUGCACAUAGGAUUAAACUAAAUUGUGACACUUGUUUACACACUGUUACUGUCCACAUUAGGAUACUGGGGAAAAUAUCUAUCUCCAGAGAUAGGCAACAUUCGGCACUCCAGAUGUUGUGGACUACAUCCCCCAUAAUGCUGGCAAAGCAUCAUGGAAGGUGUAGUCCAAAACAUCUGCAGUGCUGAAGGUUGUCAAUGCCUGCCCUAGACCUUCAAUUAAAAUCCAUCAAUUUGCAGACUCUUAAGAAAAACCUGGAGCCUUGGUAUAAUAAAUAUAUAAAUCUUUGACACCACAGUAUUCGCGCCUUAGUUGGCUGCAUAUGUUUGCCAAUCUUCAAUUGGAUAUAUUUGCUAUUCUGCAACAGUCUCUACUCAUCUUUGUCUACUUUGUUUUCUUGGAGCACACCAUACUCAGUUUAUCCAGUCAAAAUAUAUAUAAUCGAUUCUUGGGUCCUCUACUAGAGGCCUGGAAGUUUGAGGGUUCUGUGCAGUAUCUUAGCUGAUCCUAGAACUGCACUCUUUUGGACAGCAAUCUCGAUGUCCCAGCUGGAAUAUGUUGAAGACACUCCUCCCAACUUGGGAGUCACAGCCCCGAGUGCUCCUAUCACAACUGGGACUACUAUGGUCUUCACUUUCCACAUAAGUCCUUGGUAUUUCUCCAUUUUCUAAUGUUCCUUCUUCCUGAUGUUAUUGUGUGUGUUUAGACACGUUCACACACUAAAUCCCACAACCAGUAUGCAAAAUCAAAUAUGGCUCUGCACCUGAAAUGGAACAAGAUUGCUUAUCACAGAGGCAAUGCUUUAAAAAAUGCAUUUGUACAAAAUCAAAUAAUUUUUCACCUAAAAUAGGAUCACACAAGACCUCACCAAAGGCUUUGCUUUAAGGUUGUAUACAUAUAGAUGAAAGUGUGUGCAUGUGUUAUGUAUACAUAUAUUUUUUUGGUUGUAUAGUUUUUUUUUUUGUUUUUUUUUUUAAACUCCUCAAUUUACUUAUUGACCAUGUAAGUGUAAAGAGAACUUGAGCUCGGUAUUCAAUAAAUGUUUUACUCUCCAGUGUGCAUUUUAAAUAUAGCAAUAUUCUGCCAUUGAGUUCUUUUGUGUAUAAAUCUUGGUUUUAUUUAUUGUCCUUCUCUCUCCCCUGCCCCUUCAUUUUUUUUAUCUCCACAACUAGCUUUUACUCCAGCCCUGGUUUCUCCAUACCAGUAUGCAAUGACAGGUAAGAUUACCUCCUCCAGGGUGUUUGCUUUUUAUGGUCGGAGAAGUGUGUAUGUUCCUCUUAUGUCUCUUGUCCUGCUCCCCUUUUGUGAAGAAAUGAUGCAAGUUGUCAACACCUGCAAGAAUAUCUUACUGUGUAACUACUCAAUCCUGCUUGCCCUCUAUAAAUGAGAUGUUCAUGAGAUACAGAGAAGAAAAGUUUUUUUUUUUUUUUUUUUUCCUCUAAGUAUUUCACCUCAGACUUACAGAUUUCAAAUUAACAUGUGGGAUUAUUUUCUAAUGAGCUGGUUGCUUUUGGGAAAGGAAAAUGCCUUAAUGUGAACCUGUUAUCCACAAAACAUAUGGAUAGCUAUUGCACAUUACCUCACAUAGAUGUUUAAUCAGACAAGUUAUACAGACUGCACUAGUAAAAUCUGUUCUGGUGCGUUGAGUGACCGUUUUAUGCAGCAAGUACACCGUCCUUGGUCUCCCUGCCAAGAAUGUCUAACUUUAAGUUUUUGUAGAAAUUGCUGCAAAUAUAAUCCUGUUACCCUGGCUCUCAGACAUCAGUGGAUUGAUAAAUCUUAUGUAAACCAUGUCUGUAUAUGCAGUAGAACUGUGCCUUAUUCAGUAUAUUUUUUAAUUUUUUUCCCCAGAGUUGUUCAAAUAUUUUAUCUUGCCAUUUUGUAUUAAAUGUUAAUGAAGAACUCUCUCUAGAGAAUUAUUAGCAGCUUAGAAAUUUAUAGGAAAAAAACCAGAUGAGGCUGAAACAUUAUAGAGCAGACUUUAAUGCUGCCUGAGCUUCCAAUUCAUGCUUUUGAAGUGAGCACAGGGUUCAUGCGAAGAUUGAUAUUUAAAACCACUUGUUUACAUUAUUUGACCUGCUUUACAGUAUAUGCUUUUCAGGAAUACCUGGGUAAGGAUUACCCCAUAGUUCCUUGGUGCCCUGCUUAAAUCUAAAAACCUAGGGAUUUUAAUGUAUAUUGGCAAAUAUACAUAUAUUUCUAAUCAUGCAGAUAUCACUGAUAACUGGAAAAAUUUUUUAACUCUAUUUGCAAUGAAAAUAUCAAAAUAUAUAUAUAUAUAUAUAUAUAUAUAUAUAUAUAUAUAUAUAUAUAUAUAUAUAUAUAUAUAUAUAUAUAUAUAUAUAUAUAUAUAUAUUUAUAUAUAUAUAUAUAUAUUUAUAUAUAUAUAUAUUUAUAUUCAUUCUAAGAUGCAAAUGUAUCGACCAUGCCAUCCUUUUCCAGAACGAUGAAAAGGUUUAUCAUCUGGUAAAGUGAGUCAAGUAUAAUAAAUCUAAUCUAAUAUAUUUUAGGAGUUGGAGAAAAGUAUUCAACAUGGGAACCGACCAAGAGGGAACUUGAGCUGCUGAGGCAUAACCCCAAGAGAAGGAAAAUAACCUCAAACUGCACCAUAGGUAAUUAAGGACACUAAUUUCCGAUUGAUCCCAAAAAGCUUAUAGUCUGUACCGGAUUUCUACUGCUACACUGUGUUCCUCCAUGGAGUUUUGACUCUGACAGUCUUGCUAUAAAAUAGAAUGUUCUAAAAAAUAAGUAAUAAACAGUCAUGAGGAAACCAUAGUGAAGUAAGCAAAAUACUGAGGCAAAGUAGUCACUACUUUGUCUUAGUAUAUCUUUCGACUGGGUUGGCAUUUCAUUGAAAUUCUGCUAAAGUAAUUAUGAAAUACAAAUUUUUGAUAUGGUGGGUCACAGAGGCCUCCCUUUAAAAUUCAAUGUAAAUGCACACAGUUAAAAUGUUUAUGAAGUUACAGUAAUUAAGGAAUCCAGCAAAGAAGUGUUCAAAGUUCAGUCUCCUGUGCUAAUGCAUUUCAUCAUUUUAUUUUGCAUUUCAAAAUAAAUUCUCAAAUUAGUAAAGGAAGACCUAUUGGGCAUCGCAUAAUGUUGUUUCUUGGAGGACAUUCCAAGGAAGCCCAUCUGGUUUCAUAGGGCCCUGAACAGAGCCUUAACUGGCAGAUUGUCAUUACAUGCUUUAAAAUUUUAAUAAAAUGCAUUUAAUUUUCAUGCUGCAUGUUUUAAAUGCAUUUAAUUUUCACGCCACUAUUGUUGACUUCUUUGUACCUUCUUUUUCCAUAUUCACACACACACACACACACACACACACACACACACACACUUUUCCCCUCAUGUUCUUGAUCUCAUAAUCACCUCAGACUUGCCUUUCUACUAUUGUUUCCUUUUUCUCUUCCUCUUUCAGAAUCUGUUCUUUUCUUCAUUUCUGAUCCAUUUCUCUUUAAAACACAAGACAAAUUAGGAACCACUUUGUCACAUGUAUUUUUCCUACACUUCGCGAAAAAUUAGAUUAAGGCAAGCUGCAAUUUCUUAGCUUAACAAAGGAAGUGGAGCUCAAACUACUACAUUUGCAUUGACUUAGAGAUAAGGGUUAAUAACCAAAUUCUCAAAUAUUCACUUUUUUUUUUUUUUCUCUUCUCUAGGUUUGCGAGGAUUAAUCAAUCUUGGGAACACGUGUUUUAUGAACUGUAUUGUCCAGGCACUUACCCACACUCCUUUACUGCGAGAUUUUUUCCUUUCUGACAGGCACAAAUGUGAAAUGCAGAGCCCCAAUUCUUGCCUGGUUUGUGAAAUGUCUACUCUCUUUCAGGAGGUAAGUUCUUCUGGUAGAUUAGUAUUGUCUGCUCCCCCUCACAUUUUUACCAGAUUGGAUAUGGAAUAAAUAUUUUUACACUCUGUUCAUAAAGUUGUUGAAGUUUCUUAAACCACUUAAGUAAAAUAGGUUGCUGCUUUCUAAAACAUAACACUACCUCAUUACCCACACCUACCUUUAUUUUUUAACAAGGCAACUUCCUUAUUAAAAAAAAAAAAAUAAUGUGGGGAGCGAACAAGCUGCAUCCCACAGCCAAUCGCUGUCCUAUCUGUCCCAUUUCUUUGAAAUAGUAUGGAGAUAAAGGACAGUGGCUGUGCAGUGCAGCCAACUCAGCAGCUCUUAUCACACUGGGCUACUAUUCAUGAAAAUAUUUGGUAAAAAUAUGGAGCUUUAAAGGGAUACAAUCGUGCCCGGAAUACAACGCAGCAUUCCUGUCACUACCGAUCCCUCUGCCUCCCCCCUUUCUCGCGCCCCCCUCCUCUCCGGUUAACAAAUGGUUAAAAACACUUUACUUACCAAAUCUCGGUGCUGGCUUGAAGCUCUGCUCUUUCCUCCUUCCCGUGGCGAGCGAGGUCUAAUGCGCAUGCGUGGCAAAUGCUGCAUGCAUUAGACCUCCCCACUGGAAAGCAUUGAAUCAAUGCUUUUCCUAUGGGAGAAAAUCUGAUGCUGGAGGUCCUCAUGCAGAGCGUGAGGACAUCCAGAGUCAGAUAACAGACCAAAAGUCUGUUAUGAUUCUGGAAGCGCCCCCAGUGGUAGAUAGCCACUGUGGGCAGACUUAGUGCUACAAUGUAAACAUUGCAGUUCUCUGUAACUGUAAUUUUUGACAUUACAGCACUAGGUGCAAAAGGGCACAGCACCCAGACCACUUCAAUGAGCUGAAGUGGUCUGGGUGCCUACAGUGUAUUUUUAAUACAAGAAACACACCUGACAAACUUAGGUUGCUACUAUGAGUGUUCAUUUACCUCUUAUGCCAGUUGAAUCAAUAAUUAUUUUGUGCUUUAAGAAGUUCAGUCUGCAGUUUUUAAAAUGUAAUUCUUCUCUCUCGCCUACAAGCCAUCCAUCAAACAUGGCAGGGAUCUUCUCUUGCCACCAUAACUACUUAGAUAAACUGAAAUUAUGGUGCCAAGAGUGGUGUAAAGUAGGGCUGUGUGUGUAAUCAAUCCCGAAGUUAGCUAUAGUUUAUACAGUAUAUAUGAAUCUAAUUUUUUCUGGUUUAGCAAGCCAACUUUUAGUCCAAGCUACAAUGGUAAGAAAAUUACUUGCUGGUUAAGCUUAUUUUCUAGGUUAUAUGAUACAGAAUUUUUAUUUAUUUUUUUAAAUAUAUGAAUGUUCAAAUCUGUUUUGUUAAUUAUAUCCCAGUUGUGGGAUGUUGGCUUUAUUAGAAGAAUUUUUUUAUUUUUUUGUGUCAGUUUCUUUAAUCUUUAGAUCCCCCUCUUUUUAUUCUAAUCUCCAGUUUUACUCCGGGCACCGAUCUCCUCACAUUCCAUAUAGGUUACUGCACCUUGUAUGGACGCAUGCAAGACAUUUAGCAGGGUACGAACAACAGGAUGCACAUGAAUUUCUCAUUGCUGCAUUAGAUGUACUGCACAGACAUUGCAAAGGUAAAUGCUCUCACUAUCUGGACCACAACAUAUUAAGAUGGAAUUGUAACCAUUUUUGUUUCAACCUGUGAUCUGUGUAAGUUCUUCAUUGAGACGCUGCACUUUCCUCAUAGAGAUGUAUUGCUUCCCUUGGUUGAGAUUAUCAGAAUUUACUAUCUCAGCCAGUCCAAUGCUUUCCUAUGGGACAGCAUUGUUAUAGGCUGAGAUAAUCACUUCUGAUGAGGUCAGCCAAAGAAGUGGAUGGGGAGCAGACCCAUGCAGAGCUGGAAAUAAGGUAAGAUCUUCCUAUAUUUUGGGGGCCCAAGGGAGCUAGAUGGUUAUUUUAACACUAUAGGGUCAGGAAUAAACAUUUGUGUUCCUUAAUGUGCCAAAAAAAACUUUUUGGGGUUGUUCUUGCUUUCUUAUCCUAUAAGCUUUUUCUAGUUUAGCCUAAUAAAUUGGCCAUUUGGCAAACACUGAUGGCAUUUAUAUACUGUAAUAGUGUCUUGUGCUAUAAUUGUUAGUAUUGUUUACUGAUUAGUAUUGUUUACUGACCUAUUUAAUUAAAAUGUUUAAAUUUCCUUUUCUUAUUGUUAAUCACUUAUUGUUAAUCUCAUUCUCUUCCUCUUUAGGUGAUGACAAUGGAAAGAAGGCCAACAAUCCAAACCACUGUAACUGCAUCAUAGACCAAAUAUUCACUGGAGGACUGCAGUCAGAUGUAACUUGUCAAGUGUGCCAGUGAGUUCUCGCCUGCCUUUGGAAAAGUAUAUCUGGUUUAGGAUGUAUGCAUGUAGAUCUUAUUUUAAUACUAGAGUCCUAUUUCCAUAAAUUAAAAUAAAAUCCUUACAUUAACAUAUACAGAGUUUUAUAGGGAUUGUGAUAUUAUGCUUUAAAAAUGAUUGACCAUAAAACUGAUCUGUUAAAGAAGUAAAACCACACUGCAUAUUGGUGUUGGUGGACAUGAAAGGAACACAAUAACACACUCACACAAUCAUGACUAAAGAUACAUUCUGCCAUUAGAAAUUUAACAUGUACAGCAAAGGUUUUCUAACGUUUGAUUUCUUUUACAACUAGUGAGAUGUAUCCACCAAAAUGGUAAAUUAAAGCGUUUAGCUUACAUUUAUUUACAGCUGCCACUUCUCCCCUGGCAGAGAUCAAUACUGAUAAUCUCAGCAACUCAAAUGCUCACCUAUAAGGGAGCAUUGGGGACUAGUGCUCAUGCAUGGCAGUUGCCAUGUUGGGCAAAUCAGAAUCUCCUCAUAGAGGUGCAUUGACUCAGGGCAUCUCAGUGGGCAGUGUUUGGCAUCUCUGUGCAGUACUAAGUGUCAUUCCUGCAAAGAUCGAAAGACUACAACCCAGAAGCGCCUUACGGAGCAGUGUUAACACUUCCUUUUCUCAGAAAAGGCAGUAUUUACCGUGCUUAGACUCUAGGUAUAGCCUCUGUGCCAUAACACCACUACAUUAAGGUGUAGUAGUUUAGUUGCUUAGUGCCCUUUUGUAAGAAUUAAGGAAUGUCUGACCUCUAAAUGUAUACUUCGAGGUAGUUCAUGUUUCGUAACUGUUGCUUCUGAAAUGAACAUAAAAUGUAUCAUAUUCUUCAUUUCACAAGUUGAGUACUCCAAUGUUUUCAGGUUCAAAGCAAAGGACGGCUGCCUUAUAACAAGCAAGCGUAGACUUUACUGCCUAAGAGUUGACAUUUGCAUGGACUAAAGUCACAAUUCAGUGCUUAUAUUCAUGUUUCAAAGUAGAAGAAAAGUUAUCAGGGAGUAAUCUGCGCACCUACAGUUGCUUAUUAUGCAUGCACUGUAGGUUUUUUUUGUUGUUUUUUUUUUUUUUACCUGUACAAAGGUUCUCCUGCUAAAAACCUGUUAAUUCUCUACCUGCAUGCAAUGCUGUUUGCAUAUUAGGGUACGCCAAUCAUUAAAGGAACACUAUACCGUUUAGUUGACUAGGGGCCUCCCUUCUGUGGCGAAUAAAGGGGUUAACCAUUUGCUUACUUUAAUCCAGCUCCGGGCUCCCUCAGCACUGGGGACCUCUCCUUCACCAUCGAUGUCAGCUACCGAGUGGAGCCGAAUGCGCAUGUGUGGCCAAAGGCGCGCGUGCAUUCAAACCUGCCCAUAGGAAAGCAUUACUCAGUGCUUUCAUAUGGGGAUUUGUUUUGACACUGGACUCUGUGAGGAUGUCCAGCGUCAAAUAAGUGUGAUUUACUCUGUGUAAAUUGCAGAAGGGGCCUCUGUCAGUCAGGGAGAAGGCCACUAGAGGCUGGAUUAACCCUGCAGUGUAAACAUAGCAGUUUCUAUGAAACUGCUAUGUUUUUAGCUGCAGAGUAAAAACUAGGGGGACCUGGCACCCAGACCACUUCAUUGAGGUGAAGUGGUCUGGGUGCCUGUAGUGGUCCUAUAAGUUGCUCAAUGUAUAGAUUUUAUUUUAAGUACUGUAAAUUGGCACCAAGUCUUGUUUGGAAUGGCCUAUGAUUUGAUAGAUAUUGUGUAAUGCUACUCCCUAAAUGUGUUUGCCUGAAAUUUUUGUUCCUGGUCAAUCCAUUGAUCCAUAACUGACUCAUUAACUAGAUAUAUUAAUCAUUGAAAUAGUUAAAAAGGGAAUUGGGUCUCCAUUAGUUUUGUAUGCAAAGUAAAGGUGCAUUAUUUUAAAAUAUAGGGUAACUAUUGCAAAGGUUUCUAAACUGAAAAAUAUAUUUUUACUGAGACUGGCGAUUAAAUGGACCCCAUAGGAAUCUGAAUAUCCUCUGUGCACUAACCCUGGUUGUCUACUUUGUCUACAAUUGUUUGCCAUGGUGGAGGUAUCCUUAAGUGUAGUUCUUUUAUUCCUGCAUGAAUGUAUGCAUGGGCCUAGUAAAUAUCAAGUUUGAAAAUGGACAUUGGCCCUGGGAAUUAUUAUUGGUAUUUAUAUAGCGCCAACAGAUUAUGUAGUGCUUUACAAUAUUAUAAAAGGGGGGAGAUUUAACAAUAAAUAAGACAAUUACAAAAAACCUACAAGUUAAAGGUACCUACGAUGGGCUGAAGAGGACCCUGCUCAAACAAGCUUACAAUCUAUAGGAGGUUGGAUAUAAAACACAAUAAAAUAAGAGAGUAAUCAAAGAGGGUGGGAGUGAAGCAGAGCUGGAGGAGAGAGUAAAGUGCUGCCCUUUAGGAGAGAGCAAGGGACAGGUAUGUGAGUAGAGUUUACUCUGGGAUGCCAUAAUCUAUCUUGAAGAGAGGUUUUAAGGCACUUCAACACUAGGAAUGAGUCUGGAAGGGAGCCACCCGCGAGAAGUCCUGCAAGCGUCAGUUGGCCGUACGCGUGUGAGCAGCGGACGUGAAGGAGCAUACUGAUAAAUCGGUGAAGAGAUGUAGGAGGGGCUAGAAUUGUUGUAUGGAUUAGUAUUUUAAAUUGACUCCUGUAGAAUGCAGAAAGCCAAUGAAAGGACUGACAGGUGAUGUGUGAAAGGACCAACUGGAGAGGAGAAAUCGGUCUGACAACAGUAUUCAUUAGACUGUAGCGGGACAAUAUGGCUUUUGGGAAGACCAAUAAGGAUUGGGUUACAAUAAUCCAUGCGAGAUUACUAGAGCAUGGACAAGCUCCUUCGUAGCAUCUUGUCUAAGGAAUGGGCGGAUGCGGGCUAUGUUUUUAAGAUGGAAUCUACAGGCUUUGGCAACAUACUGGAUGUGAGGCUCAAAGGUGAGGCCAGAAUAAAGUAUGACUCCAAGACAGCGCGCUUGCAAGGAUGGACUUAUGUGGAUUCUACUUACUUGAAGGGAGAGCAAAAGAGGAGGAUUGGUUUUAGGAGGAGGAGGAAAGACAAGGAGCUCAGUUUUAGAGAGAUUGAAUUUCAGAAAGCGGGAGGACAUCUAGUCAGAAAUGGAAGAAAGGCAAGCAGUGGCACAGGGGAGAGGUGUGUGGAGAAGAGAUAUCUCUCUAUCUCUCUCCCUCUCUCCCUCCUCUGUUUAAAGAGAAUAGAAGGGGACCAAGGAGAGAGCAUUGGGGGACUCCAACCAAGACAGGAUGAAGGGAGGAGAUACUGAAUGAGCGUUGGGAGACAUAGGAGGAAAAAAACGAGAGACCGAGUGUUUGAAGAACAACAUGAUCAACAGUGUCAAAGAAUUCUCUACAGAACAUUAUAGGUUAUUGCAAUACUUAAAGGGACACUAAGCACCAACAAAAAUCCUCUUAAUUAAGUAAUCUUAUUGAUUUUGUCUUACAAUGUAAAGUCUUGCUAUUUCAAAGAAAUGGCAAUGUUAACAUUUUGUUAAUGCCUCUAGCAGACAGCCACUAGAGGUGCAUCCUUCAAGAGCUUCUUAGAGAAGCCUUCAAUUGUUGCUUCUCUGUAAGAAGUACUGGACUUAUACAUCAUAAAAACUGCUACACUUGCACCAAAGGAUUACAGUGUAAAUAAAUGUAAAGGCCCCUUUAAACAUUUUAACUUAAUGUGUUUUCAGGAAUACAGUAUUCACACUGGAAAGGCCAGUGUGUAUGUAAACCUAAAAAAAAAAAAAUUGUAUCACAAAAAUAUGCCAAAAACAAACAGAUCACACUGCCUCUAGAUAGAAAUUGUGGGCUGUUGAGUAUCUACAAAUGCAUACUUUGAUGUGGUAGUUCUGGGGUUUUGUGUUGGCUGUUAGAAAUACAGUGCCAAUAUACUAAAGUUACUACUUAUUUAGGCUGAAAAGAGACAUGUGCCCAUCAAGCUCAGCCUUCACGUUUUAAAUUGUACUACUUGAAUGCUUUGCCCAUAUCAAUAUUGAUUGAAAUUUCUGUUAAUAUAUUCCUACACUAACAAAAAAUUACUAAAGCUUAUUGUUGGGCACUUUUGUUACAGUUGCAGAGUACAAAUUCUUAGAAGCACACUGUUAUUGCGCUGUAUGUAUUAUAAUACCAAAAACUAGCAACAGGUUAAUAAAAAGACCAUCUUCUACCUCCUUCAAGAUGGUCAUGUUUAUUGUAAGCAGAACAUCCAGUGUUGUAAUUAUUUUUGUCUUUAUCAGUAAUUGUUUUAAUUUUAUUUUUUUUACAAUUAGUGGUGUCUCUACAACAAUAGAUCCGUUUUGGGACAUCAGCUUGGAUCUGCCAGGUUCUUCUACUCCCUUUUGGCCUUUGAGCCCUGGAAGUGACGGUGGAGUUGUGAAUGGAGAAAAUCAUGUUUCAGGAACAACCACCCUAACAGACUGUCUGAGAAGGUACAUUAGUGGAGCAUAAACUGUGUUGAAAUGUGUUGUGUGCAGCAUAUGUAAUAUUUUGGCAUGCACAUAACAAAUGUUUAACUUCUAUAAUAUGAGUACUCUGUCUUUGCUGUGGAAGCACAGUGUGACAUUGAAUAUAUUGGCUGCGUUUAGUUGCUGUAACACAAAAAUCAAAAUAAAAACCCUGAAUCUAGGAUUCAGACCAUCAAUGAUUUAAUUUCAUCUUAAACCAGUGUGGAAGUAGAAUUUUCCUUUUUGUUUUUUUGUUUUUUUUGCAAAUCUACUAAAAGGUUUCCCAAAAUAAAACAUUUUUUUUUUAAAAACUUUAAUUCCAUUUUAUUUAAUUUUUGUUUCUUUAAACCCUUCAACUUUCCCAGAAUAAGUAUCAGUUGGCCUUUCUUGAAAGUCAUUGAGCCAUUAAUGCUGUUCAAACAGCUAGACAGAAAUUAUGAAAAUUCAGACCCCAUCAAAUGUAACUCUUGCUCUGUUUGUGACAUUUUUUGUUAACCUUACUAUAAAAGAAUACAACUUUUUUUGUUUUAAAAAAAAAAAAAAAAGAGGGGAGGGGGGGUGCAUAAUCUCUAGAAACCUAUUUGGUAGCCCAAAGUGGUUUCUGGUUCUCCUUGUGUAAUUGCUCUUCUAUAGCAUAUAGUGCAAGCUAUAAAUUGUGAAUACAAUUCUUGAAAAUGUAAUUUCCUUGCUCCUUUGGUAGCGUAUUCUCCCAUCUGGGUUACUAUUAUCUCCUCUUUCCAUUAGUUUCCUUACAUCUUUGUCAUUAUUUUGUGGGUGGGAGGGAACUGGAUCCUUAAAGGACCACUAUAGUGCCAGGAAAACAUACUUAUUUUCCUGGCACUAUAGUGUUAAUAGGUUCCCCCCACCCGCAGGGUCCCACUCACGCCAGGCUCAGGAGGGGUUAAUCACUUAUCUUUCUCCAGCGCCAGGCUCCCUCGGCGCUGAGGACUCUCCUCCCUCUUCCGACAUCAUCCGCCGAAUGCGCAUGCAAGAGCCGUGCGCGCAUUCAAUCAGUCAAUAGGAAAGCAUUUUUCAAUGCUUUCCUAUGGACGGCAGCAUCUUCUCACUGUGAAAAUCAGUGAGAAGCGCGGUAGCGGCUGUCAAUGAGACAGCCACUAGAGGCUGGAUUAACCCUAAUGUAAACAUAGCAGUUUCUCUGAAAAUAUGUUUACAGCUGCAGGGUUAACCCUAGAUGGACAUGGUACCCAGACCACUUCAUUGAGCUGAAGUGGUCUGGGUGCCUAUAGUGGUCAUUUAAAUUACUCCCUAAUGUGACUUGGUGAUGAGGGAACUAUGCAACAAGCAAAGGGGGACCAAACCACUUUAGUAGUUGCAGAUACACUGGCAUCCAUAACUCUAAUUUAAAAAAAAUUUUUAUUGAUCUCCUUAUCGUAAACAUGCUAAUUGUGUAACACACUAAAUUCACAUUGAUGUGAAACCUGUAUAAUUUCCUCUGGUUUGCUGAUCUACUUUUGCCUUUCUUUGUCAUCCCUUGCAAUUAUGCACAUGAAAAAAUAUUUUUUUAAAAAUGUUUCUCAUUCUGUUAGGUUUACACGACCAGAACAUCUUGGAAGCAGUGCCAAAAUUAAAUGCAGUGGUUGCCAUAGUUACCAGGAAUCGACAAAACAGCUUACUAUGAAGAAAUUGCCUAUUGUGGCUUGUUUUCAUCUCAAAGUAAGACAAGUGCAUAAUGUCGGUUGGACAGUAAAUGUUCCACAAUGUUGUCUGCAAAAGCUUACAGCCUACUGAAAAACUGACUGUCGGCAUUACUAAAUUGGUCAAUCUUUGGCCCAACUGUCUUUAUGAUCUUACAUGCGCAGGCAAAAAACAACUUUGUUUUGGCAUGGAAAAAAUAGUAGUAUGACAGGGUUUUCACCUGUUAGAAAGGAGGCUGCUUUGUAGACAUUACUCACUAGCGCAAUAAACCACAACAGUACUGAAGGAACUAGACCAAAUGAAGAUAGUUAAAACCUAUAAUUCUUUAGUUUAUCCUGUUAAAGUAUACAGGAAGGGUCAGUCUGUGGGGUGACCAUAUUUAAAAAAACAAAAAAAAAACAAACACACACUUUUUCUAUUUAAGGCUAGAAGGGCCUUGUUCAUACACCUACAAAUAAGGGCUUUAAGAAUUAAUGGUUUUGUGUACAGCACAAGUCUUUGGAUCUUCUGCAGGGAGUACUCCCCAAUCCAAAUUUAUUUUUCUAUAGGGAGAUGAGACUAUCCAUGUUUACUUACCUUGUAGUUACAUUGUUGCUCUUUCUAGAGCUGCCAUAAGUGGCUUUGCUGUUAAAGUUUUAACUGUUCCUUUAAAAAAAAAAAAUCACAAAUUUAAUUUAUUUUUCUGUCAUAGCGGUUUGAACAUUCAGCUAAGCUGAGGCGGAAGAUUACUACAUAUGUAUCGUUCCCUUUGGAGCUGGACAUGACUCCAUUCAUGGCAUCCAGGUGAGAGGAGUUGAUGUCUAAAGAGAUUUGAGCUUUCUUUUAAGAUGCGAUUGGAAUGAUAGUCAGAAAAUGCUACCUCAUGUUUGGUACUUUAUUUUGUGUUUGUACAAAUAAUGGCUCUUUAUUCAAAAUGAUGCAUGACCAUAAAUGUAGGGUACCUCAGAAGCAAAGAUAAGCAUGAUGUAAUUUUUGAGGAAAUGUAAAGCUAUACUUAUAUUGGCUUGUUAAAUGUAGGAUAAGACUUGUUUUUGCGCAAUGAUAGAAGGUAAAUAAACAAAUGAAUUCGGAAUAUGAAAUAAAUGGAACAUAGGAAAAAAUCUGUGUAAGAUCUUCCACACCACUUUGUCCUGGUGGGUGGUGUUUAGUUUUUUUGUUUUAGGUUUUUAUGAAGUGCAUAUUCCAUAGGUUUUUGACAUUUGUGUUCCCUUUAUUGCAGCAAAGAGAGCAGGAUGAACGGGCAAUAUCUGCAACCCCCAGAUAAUUUAAAUAAUGACAAUAAGUGAGUACUGCACAUUUCUGCCGUAACCUCUCUAAAAUUAACCUCCAUUCAGGGUGUUUGUCUUCAUAAUAUACACUGUGUAGGCAUAAAUCAGCUGGUCAGAGUAGAUGGUAACACCACUUUGACUGGGAUUCAAACCGUUUUUUACCAGUCCUAACCGCUUUACCAGUAAGUGCCCUAUCGAUAAAUACUUACAUUUUCAUACAUUGUAAGCCAAUUUGAGAAGGGCUUUCCUCCCCUCUAAAUAAUAUUGUAAUGCUCUGCAGAAUAUGUUGGACUUUAGUGCCUAACACUAGACUUUAGAUGAGCAACAUUCUUUUAAAAUGAGGAAUUGCAGCAGACUUUGAGAUAGAAACAUAGAAUGUGACGGCAGAUAAGAAUCAUUCGGCCCAUCUAGUCUGCCCAAUUUUCUAAAUACUUUCAUUAGUCCCUAGUCUUACCUUAUAGUUAGGAUAGCCUUAUGCUUAAACUCCUUUACUGUGUUAACCUCUACCACUUCAGCUGGAAGGCUAUUCCAUGCAUCCACUACCCUCUCAGUAAAGUAAUACUGCCUGAUAUUAUUUUUAAACCUUUGUCCCUCUAAUUUAAGACUAUGUCCUCUUGUUGUGGAAGUUUUUCUUUUUUUAAAUAUAGUCUCCUCCUUUACUGUGUUGAUUUCCUUUAUAUAUUUAAAAGUUUCUAUCAUAUCCCCCCUGUCUCGUCUUUCCUCCAAGUUAUACAUGUUAAGAUCCUUUAACCUUUCCUGGUAAGUUUUAUCCCGCAAUCCAUGAACCAGUUUAGUAGCCCUUCUCUGAACCCUCUUUAAGGUAUCAAUAUCCUUCUGAAGAUACGGUCUCCAGUACUGUGUACAAUACUCCAAGUGAGGUCUCACCAGUGUUCUGUACAAUGGCAUGAGCACCCUCUUUCCACUGCUAAUACCUCUCCCUAUACAACCAAGCAUUCUGCUAGCAUUUCCUGCUGCUCUAUUACAUUGUCUGCCUACCUUUAAGUCAUCAGAGAUGCUUUGUUUAUGUAGGUGACAUAUCAAUUUGGGAUUCCUGUGGUAGAUCUGCAAUUCUGGAAUGGGGGCUUUUUGUUUAUAAUUUUUUUUUUUUUUUUGCCUAAAAAUUAAAUUCACUUUGAAUUCCCAACAUUUCACGUGUUAGUUUGUAACCUUUAAAUUGCCUACAAUGUUCACUUUGAGUAACCCUCUUAGAUUUUUAUUUUUUAUUUUUUUUAACUCUGAAUACAUUAUUGUACAGCAAUAUGAACAAGCGUGAAGAGGAAAAACAAACUGCACUAUGGGUUGCUAUUCCUUUUUUUUCUUUUCUUUUUAUUUCGCCAUUGUUUACAUUUUUGUGCUUUGUCCAUUUAUACUCAAUUGUACACAGAUUUGCACAGCUGCCAGUUUACAUUUACACGCUCUUCUUUGCAGGUAUUCCUUGUUUGCAGUAGUUAAUCACCAGGGAACCUUGGAAAGUGGGCAUUACACAAGCUUUAUUCGGCAACACAAGGACCAGUGGUUCAAAUGCGAUGAUGCUAUUAUCACUAAGGCUAGCAUUAAAGAUGUACUAGACAGCGAAGGGUGAGUUCAUAUUUUUUUUUUUUUUUUUAAAUCUGCAUUGCAAGGUCAUUUGGUCUGGUUUUAUUUUCAUAUUUAGUCAAAUAACAUUUUAGACACCAUAACAACUUUAAAACAGUUCUUGCAUAACCACUAAGCCCUGCGUGCUGCACAUCAGGUGGGUGCCAUGACUGCUACCCACCCUUGUAGGCCACGCAACAUUAAGGAGUGUGGAGGCGCAGGACUCUGCUUGUCUGCGCCCCCCAUGGUAUUUUGAGCAGUAGCAGAUGUGCGUCACCGUGGCGGAAGAGCCUUGAGACUGGAGCAGCAAGCUAAUUUUGUGGGGGUUUUUUUGUUUUGUUUUUUUUUCAAAUGGAUAUUACUGGCAGGGGCAGAGCUUUUUUUUGUGAAGAGGGGGGAGUAUGAGUUUUGUGAGGAAGAGUGGGGCCAGUGGGUUUUGUUUAGAAGGCUGGGCAGGUUUUUUUUUUUUUUUCUUGUUUACUGGGUGUCUUUUGCAUUUAAAAAGCAUAUGGGGGGGCUGUGGCAAACACGUGAUUCGCCCUGGUGCCAAAUGUUCUAGCCUGCAGGUGUUUGGAUUUUGGUGAGUUUUUUUUUUUUUCUCCCCAUUCUAUACAUAUGGGGGUAACUUAUUAACCCAUAGUUUCUCUUAAAAUCCCUGCAUGUUAUUUGGUAGGACCAUUUUUUUGUGUUUCUAUGUGGAAGCUUUGUUUUGCAGAGAUUUGGGCAGUUUUUGAUUAUUUACUCCAGGUUGUCUACCUGUCAUUUGUGGAUUCCAACUGUAAAAUAAUGCCACAGAUUCCUAAUUGGUUGAGGUUGGAAUUUUGAUUCCAGAAAGGUGUUAUAUUUUUUUUUUUUUUUCCCCCAUACUGGAGUUCUGCUUUUUGUUUUAAGUAGUCUGAAAUAUUUUCAGUAAAUGCUGAUGAAAAGAAUUCCAUAGCUUCAUAGUGCCACCACAUUUCAUGUGGAUGGUUUUGAUAUGCUUGCUGUUGAUUUGAGGCAAGCCCUUUGCACUUGGAGUUUUGGCCAAAAAAAUAAAUACCUUUUUUACUUAUUUGUAACAUUGCACAGUAUUACAGAGCGGGCUAUAAGAACAAAUUAUGAUUUUUCACUGUAACUUUUGUGAAUCUUUGCAAUGUUGAUUGCUACAAUUUUUUUCUUUCUUUGCAGGUAUUUGCUUUUCUAUCACAAGCAAUUUCUGGAAUAUGAAUAACUGUCAAAAUUAUGUCUGGCGUAUGUGUAAAGAAAAAAAAAAUACAAACAAUACAAGCCUUCUGUGAAAACACACAAGCCUACCUGAAAUGUACACACAAGGCAGACAUUAGACCAGAGCUAUGCCGAUAUCACACCUGUCCAUGCUGAUUCUUGAACUGGUGAAGGAACACUUCAGGCCAAGGCGUAAAAUACAUGGGAGCCAGCGAACAAGAUGGACCAGGCCAGUGGAUACUCACUCUGGCACUAAACAUCUCUCGUGCUUCUGGGAAUAUGUGUAGGAAGCAAUGGAGGGUGGGAGGGGGGGGUGCAAGGGCUUGAGAGAGAUCAUAUAUUUGAAUACUAUCACAAACGCAACUUCUCUAUUUGAGCUGCAUCUGACCAAUCUUAGGACAGUUCUAAGAAUGAACCAAGGGAAGCCAAGCCCAUGAUUCCAUGCAUAUGGAACUGAAAUAUUUUGGUGGGGAAAAGGCAGCCAGGUUGGUAUCUACAAAGCAAGGAUGAAAAGAUAAAGACUCUGCAAGUAUCUUUUUGUGAGUUUUAGUUAUAAAAAAAUAAAUUCAGUAUGAAAACUAUUAAGCUAUCCGUGUUUCUCAGCCAGCAUUACAAAAUCCUGGAUUGUGGACUGAAUCUGCAGAUACUGAGACUGGUUUUCAGUAUAAAUGUUAUAAUUUGGACUGCCCCUUGAAACUGGGACAUUUAUUUGUUUGUUUGUUUUUUGUUUUUUUUAAAUUUGUGGGUUUUUUUUUUUUUCUUCUGUUCAGAUUUGUUUUAUUUUUGUCUGGAUAGCAAUUUAUUUUGUUUUCUUUUCAUGAAAAUGAAUCUAAUGCAGUCAUGAGUAAAGACAAAACAAUUGAAUUGGCAUGAUGUACUGUGCAUCUGGUUGGCUUAAUUUCAAGCAUCUUGUUUGGGGAAACCUUGGUUUAUAGUCUAUGUAACAAAGUUAUUUAUAACCAAUUACUCUUAGACUAUUCUAUUUAAACCCAGUUAAUAUUUAGCAUACACUGCUUCUAUCGAAAGUGUCAUAUAGUAAGCAAUCUUAUAUAAUAUAAUAACAUUAAUAUAAUAACAAUCUCCUUUGAAUGUCAAGCAUGUUAAAUUGAGGCAUUUUUGACAGGCUUAACUUGCUUAAAGGUACACUAGGCACCAAAACCACUUUUAAGCAGUUUUGUGUAUAGAUCAUGCCCCUGCAGGCUCACUGAUUUAACUCAUAAAUGACAGAAUUAAACACUUUGUUUAUGCAGCCCUAGCCACACCUCCCUCCAUGUGACUUACACAGCCAUCUUAAACACUUUCUGUAAAAGGCAUCUAAUUUUUAAACUUCCUUCAUUUAAUUUUCUUAAUUUAGUAGUUUUAUUCACGGCUUUAAUUGCAU